Molecule: messenger RNA, 1074 nt
Organism: Homarus americanus (American lobster)
Lineage: Eukaryota; Metazoa; Arthropoda; Malacostraca; Decapoda; Nephropidae
Product: extensin-like
Exons: 2
Coding region: 1-1074 (357 amino acids)
Source: RefSeq, a predicted model, not a curated record
AUGAGUCGCUUCAUUGGUGAUACAACCUCCACCCAGCCAACCUUCAACCAGCCAACCUCCAACCACCCAACCUCCAACCACCCAACCUCCAACCACCCAACCUCCAACCACCCAACCUCCAACCAGCCAACCUCCAACCACCCAACCUCAGCCAGCCAGCCUCCAACCACCCAACCUCCAACCGCAACACUUCAGCAGCAACCUCCAACCGCAACCUCCAACCAGCCAACGCUUCAACCGCAACCUCCAACCGCAACCUCCAACCGCAACCUCAACCAGCCAGCCUCCAACCAGCCAACCUCCAACCGCAACCUCCAACCAGCCAACCUCCAACCAGCCAACCUCCAACCACCCAACCUCCAACCACAACCUCCAACCUCCAACCAGCCAACCUCCAUCAACCUUCCAACCACCCAACCUCCAGCCGCAACCUCCAACCGCAACCUCCAACCACCCAACCUCCAACCACCCAACCUCCAACCAGCCAACCUCAACCAGCCAACCUCCAGCCAGCCAACCUCCAACCCCUCCAACCGCAACCUCCAACCGCAACCUCCAACCGCAACCUCCAACCGCAACCUGCAACCAGCCAACCUGCAACCAGCCAACCUCCAACAGCCAACCUCCAGCCAGCCAACCUCCAACCAGCCAGCCUCAGCCAACCUCAACCACCCAACCUCCAACCAGCCCAGCCUCAACCAACUUCAACCUCCAACCACCCAACCUCAACCACCCAACCUUCAACAGCUAACCUCCAGCCAGCCAACCUCAGCCAGCCAACCUCCAACCAGCCAACCUCCAUCCAUCCAACCUCAACCAGCCAACCUCCAACCAGCCAACCUCCACCACACAACCUCCAACCAUCCAACCUCAACCAGCCAACCUCAACAACCAACCUCCAACCGCAACCUCCAACCAACAACCUCCAUACCACCCAUCUUCCAACCAGCCAACCUCCAACCACACCUUCACCCCACAACCUCCAACCAUCAACCUCCAACCAGCCAACCUCCAACCAGCCAACCUCAACCGCAACCUCAACCAACCAACCUCCAUACCACCCAUCUUCAAUAG